This is a messenger RNA of Jaculus jaculus (lesser Egyptian jerboa), 3644 nucleotides long. RefSeq names its product prokineticin receptor 1 (gene Prokr1). Gene Ontology annotation, molecular function: neuropeptide Y receptor activity. Bases 286 to 1446 code for a protein of 386 amino acids. The record is from RefSeq and is a predicted model, not a curated record. NCBI's taxonomy places the organism in Eukaryota, Metazoa, Chordata, Mammalia, Rodentia, Dipodidae. The transcript has 3 exons. Gene Ontology annotation, cellular component: membrane. Gene Ontology annotation, biological process: neuropeptide signaling pathway.
GGUACCGAGCGCGCCGGGGACGGUGCCCGCUUCCCGCUGUCGGGUCCGGGGGAGCCCAGGCUGCCCCGCUGCCUCUGCGGAGAAAGUUGGGCCGGAGAAGGACCCCAGGGGCCACCGCUCCCGCCUCCCGGAGGUCCUGGAGCUGAGGAUAGGCUUAGAAUAGAGUUCAGAGAAGCUCUGACGCACUGAAAGAGUCAAGUGCCUGCUGCGGGGAGACACCGGCCUUGUAGACAUAGUUCUGGGGCAGCAGCUGCAUUCCUCACGGCACCGCCUGCCCAAGUGGAGAUGGGGUCCAUGGAUGGGAAUGCCACUGACACCUCUACCUCUGCACUUGACCCCCAUGGAGCCCAAACUGUUUCCUUACCCUUCACCUUCAGCUAUGGUGACUAUGAUACGCCCCUGGAUGAAGAUGAAGAUGUGACCAAUUCCCAGACUUUCUUUGCUGCCAAGAUUGUCAUUGGCAUUGCCUUGGUGGGCAUCAUGCUGGUGUGUGGCAUUGGCAACCUCAUCUUUAUUUUCACCCUGGCCCGCUACAAGAAGCUUCGUAAUCUCACCAACCUGCUCAUUGCCAACCUGGCCAUCUCUGACUUCCUGGUGGCCAUUGUGUGCUGCCCCUUUGAGAUGGACUACUACGUGAUCCGUCAGCUCUCCUGGCAGCACGGCCAUGUCCUGUGUGCCUCUGUCAACUACCUGCGCACCGUCUCUCUCUAUGUCUCCACCAAUGCAUUGCUGGCCAUUGCCAUUGACAGGUACCUGGCCAUUGUGCACCCGCUGAAACCACGGAUGAAGCGUCAGACGGCCGCAGGCCUGAUUGUCUUGGUGUGGACCGUGUCCCUCCUCAUUGCCAUCCCGUCUGCCUACUUCGCCACCGAGACCGUCCUGGUCAUCGUGCAGAGCCAGGAGAAGAUCUUCUGCGGCCAGAUCUGGCCCGUGGACCAGCAGCUCUACUACAAGUCCUAUUUUCUCUUUGUCUUUGGCCUGGAGUUCGUGGGCCCUGUGGUCACCAUGACCCUGUGCUAUGCCCGAGUGUCCCGGGAGCUGUGGUUCAAGGCCAUGCCUGGUUUCCAGACCGAGCAGAUCCGCAGGCGCCUGCGCUGCCGUCGGAGGACGGUGCUGGGGCUCGUGUGCGUCCUCUCGGCCUACGUGCUGUGCUGGGCGCCCUUCUACGGCUUCUCCAUCGUGCGCGACUUCUUCCCGUCUGUGUUCGUGAAGGAGAAGCACUUCCUCACCGCCUUCUACAUGGUCGAGUGCAUCGCCAUGAGCAACAGCAUGAUCAACACGCUGUGCUUCGUGACCGUCAGGAACAGCACCAGCAAGUGCCUCAAGAAGAUCCUGCUGCUGCACUGGCGGACCUCGCCUGGUGGGAGCAAGGCCAGUGCUGACCUCGACCUCAGAACCACGGGCAUGCCCGCCACCGAGGAGGUAGACGGCAUCAGGCUGAAGUAAGGGACCGGACCGGGACCUGAGGGCCACUGGCCUGCGUGCCCGGAUCCACACACCUGCGGGGACCUCAGCGAGGACCACGGGGACACAUGUUCGAGGAUCCAGAUCGUCCGAAACAGAUGUCAGUCAGCAGACGCCGUCGCUACUGGUCAGCAUUCAUCGAAAGUCUAAGUUUUGCAAGGUGCAGUCCCGGGUGAAACCCUGUAGAUUGAUGGCAUUUAAUUGACAAAAUGAAAUAGGGUUUAUAUCAGGCAAAAUAUGGUGUGGACUGUGUGGAAUAGAGGUACACGCUGGUCUGGGGCGUCUCUAGCCGUGCUCUUAGACUUAGCUCUCUCCCAGCCUUUGGAAAGGUGGGGUUCCCCGCUCUGCCUGUAGCCCUGCUCCUCUCACACCGGGCUCUGGCUCACGCUGGGAGGAGACUUGUGCGCAUGGACAUAGAUCCACGGCCACGUUCUGUGAAAACUCUCUGACCACUUCCCACUGACCUAUGGCUAUCAUGCAAGCCUAAGGCAUAGAUGGUGGGGUUUCUUGUCAAAACAAGGACUUGAGGAAGUAGCAACAUGGGCCCUGGACACCAUUUGGACAGGAAAUUUGGGGGUUCUGGGUCCUAGGAAAAAGUCUGGAGAGAAAAGCCUGGGCUCAAGAUGAGCAUCUGCCCUUGUCUUCAUGGUCUGUUCACCCCAAGAAGAAAGGAGGUGAAGAAAAGAGUCAGGCAGGACUUCUGGAAGCAUGUGGGGCAGGGCCGCAGGUACUCCCCGUCUCAGGUUAGCUCAACUUCUCAGUAAUUCUGGCCUGAACCUGUUAGGCUUCCAAAGAGGCCUGUCUCUUCUCAUGUCUCCAUGCUUGUGGAGUGCAGAACUCUUGAGAGGAGAUGCAACAUCGCAUGGAGGGGCCAUCCGUUGCUCUUCUGUUGUUCCCACCAGCUCUCAAAUACAGGUGAGGAGGUGUCCUCCAGCCAGUCAGCCUGGUAAGAAUAUGGGCUAAGAGCAAGGUAGCUUUUUGAGGUAGUCAGUCAGACACACAGGCCAGAAGGAAACUCCAUCUUGCCUUCCCUGGAGAGACUAGAACUCCAAUCUGAUUUAGUCUUAUCCAAGAUGGCCAUAAAGAGCAACCUGCUGAUGAUUUUCUUGAACUUUUCUGAGGCGUAGCACCUUUGGGUGGGGCCCUUCCUGAGUCAACAUUCUUCCUGGGCCCAACAACCAAUCAAGAUCUUUCAUAUACACUGGGAUUUGGUAAUAAGACACAUCUUAAUUGGAUGCCUCAUUCAUAUAAAUGGACUUGAUCCAAGCCUCCAUGUGCUUGAGAGAAAUUUUUUUCCUGUCUUUCCCUCUCCCUCCUGGGAGGGGAGGAACUCCUCUAGGCUUGGGAACUUGCCUGUUUUUUCUUCUUUCCUGUUUCCAGUCUUCCUGAAAAUAAAUCUCUCAGAACUUACCCAUUUCAAUGUUCAUAUUUUUCAUUUUUCUUUUUCUUUUUGCUAAAUGUAGACAAGCAUUCAAGACUUGAGAAGCCCUGCUGUGGAGAUUCUUAGCUUGCUUAGAGCCCAGCCUCCCACACAUAAUUAUGGAGAUCCAAUUCUUCCCAGAGUUCCAAUCUCAAAACAAUAUGGUGUUCUCUCACUGGCAUGAUUAGAUCAAGAUAUCAUGCCUGUGUCAUGAGAUACACCAAUGCCUGAAUUCCAUCCCAGUAAUGAUUCCUGUGGAUCAAGACUCACUUUUAUUUUAAAAUCAAGGUACCCUAAAGGGAUAACCAAUCAUAUUCCUACUCCUCUGUGUGAAUGUAGUCAUAUAGGAGGGUGGUGGAAACUCAGGAAUGAGGGGUGUAUCCAACAGUGAGCUCUAGUGGCCCCACAGACUUACAAAAGGCUCAUCCCUCUUUCUUAUCUGCUCUCCUGUUUUUCUUUUCGGAAUUUGGGUCUGAGGUUCAGCUGUGGCUCUGUCCUUUCUGAGGACAAAAGUAAGCUCUGUAAAGCCUUUUGGAAUAGUCAUGGGAUUAGCCAAGUCAUAUGUGAGGACAUGCUUGUGAUCAUAGGAACAGUGAAGACAUACAACACUAAAAACCAGUGGAUUACUAAUUGUGGUGUGUCUGGACCAAAUAAAAAUGCAGGACUGGAGAGAUGGCUCAACAGUUAUGGCAUUUGCCUGCAAAGCCUAAUGACUGGGGUUCAAUUCCCCAGUACCCAAGUAAAGCCAGGUACACAAAGU